AUAUCUAGGGACUCCGGGUUCAGCGUGUCCGGCGCCAGCUCCUCGUUCCUGUCGUCGGUGACGACCGGCGACGGGAGCGUGUCGAACGGGCGCGGCGGCGGCGGGUCGUCAUCGCCGCUGAUGCUCCCGCCGCCGACAGGCGCGGCCAGCUGCGGGAAGCCGCCGCUGUCGUCGUCCGGCGCCGGACAGAAGCGCAAGUGCCACGAGCACGCGCACUCGGAGAACGUCGUCGGCGGCAAGUACAGGGCCACCGGCGGCCGAUGCCACUGCUCCAAGGGCCACCGGCGGCCGAUGCCACUGCUCCAAGCGCAGGAAGCACCGGGUGAAGCGGACGAUCCGCGUGCCGGCGAUUAGCCCGAAGGUGUCGGACAUCCUCGCCGACGAGUACUCGUGGCGCAAGUACGAGCAGAAGCCCAUCAAGGGAUCGCCAUAGAGAGCUCAGAGAAAUAGAGAGAGGGUAAGAAAAGAAGCCACCGACAGAGAGAGAAAGAGCAGUCUAUUAAUGGCUCCCCUUGCCAACGUGGAGUCCAGGUGGACCAAAACCAGCUUGGUUUGGGCGGAAGGGGUGUUCGUGCCUGGUUUUAGGAGAUUGAGGUUGUAAUUUACCCGGUUUCAAACUUUAGGGUUGAGUUUUAGACUUUCUGCUGAGUUUGAGGGGUAAUGUAGACUUUCUCCGGGAAUAAAACAGGUGGAAGAAUAAGCUACCUGGAAUGAUAAUAUUUUUUUAAAACUA
Panicum virgatum (switchgrass) is the source of this 733-nucleotide messenger RNA. RefSeq names its product WRKY transcription factor WRKY51-like. The transcript is spliced from 3 exons. The annotation marks the transcript as partial. The record is from RefSeq and is a predicted model, not a curated record. Lineage: Eukaryota; Viridiplantae; Streptophyta; Magnoliopsida; Poales; Poaceae.